GUGUAGGAGCGCCGGGGCCCAUAUACUGUGGUGGUGGAGGUUGCUAUAUCUGCGACGCAGCUGCUGCAACGAGGAUUGAAUCGAGAAGUGGGAAUGGGGCGGGGAAAUAAAGAAAUAAAUGCAUGUGCGUACUGCACAUGAUUUAGUGUAAUGUAGCCUAGCGCUGUGGUGUUAUUGGUGAUAUCAUUUUUCAAUAGCGCGUUGAUAGUCGCGUUCAUCAAUGCGUCAGUCUAUGAAAAGAAAUGAAACAAUGUAAAUGGUGUUACAGUUUACGUAGGAAUAGCAAGCGAUGGAAUUACUAACAGUCGAAUGCGAAUAAUACAGAGGUGUAUAAUAAUUGCCUACAAUAAUAAUAAGACAAUUCAUAACAACGACACGGUACUUUAUGGUAUACUCUCAAUCAUAAACCACCACGGUAUUAUUAUUAUUAUUCGUACAAUCAAACAUUAUUGACGGUACUGUGAAGACGUGCAUAGGAAGAGCGAGGAGGAGGAGGAGAAGAAGAAGAGCACUUUACGCAGCACACUCCUUGACACACAAACACGUGAGCGCCGCUCGCUGCGCACGGCCCUGGAGGGAGGGGAUCCUCCGUGAUGCUGCUGCUGCUGCUGCUGCCACCGCCACUGACGAUGCUCCUCAUGCCGGUGCUGCUGCUGCUCACGUUGGAGGCUUCGCCACAGAACCCGUCUCGCGGACACGACUGCUGCUACUGCUGCUGAGGUCAACCAUCCGCGUCCCAUCCCCGUCGGUCCCGUCAGUUCGUCCACACCCAGAGAGCCGCCAUGGGGGAAGAGCCCAUGAUCAAAACGGCCCGCAUGGAGGGACACAUGAUGGAGCUGGUGGGCAGUAACCCCCCGCAGAGGAACUGGAAGGGAAUUGCCAUUGCCCUGCUGGUCAUUAUGAUUGUCUGCUCACUCAUCGUCACCUCCGUGAUUCUCCUUACUCCGGAUGAAGACUUGAGUUUGGCUUUGAAGGCAAAGGUGUCAUUGGAAGACCUUUUCAAUAAGAACUUCCAACCCGUGGAAACAGAAGUACAUUGGAUAAGUGGAAGUGAGCUGAUAUACCGUAAUAACAAUGGAGACGUAGUCCGACUCAACGUGGAGACCAAUGCGAGCUUUGUUCUGGUGGAAAAUUCUAUCUUCGUAUCCUUAAAGGCAACCAAGUAUCAAGUAUCUCCGGACCUCAAAUACGUGCUGCUGGCAUAUGAUGUCAAGCAGGUUUAUCGGCAUUCCUACGUGGCAUCGUACUCCAUCUACAACAUCCACACCAGGGAGGUGAGCGAGCUGAAUCCCCCGGAGGUGGAAGACUCGGUGCUGCAGCACGCCGCCUGGGGAGUGCAUGGCCAGCAGCUGGUUUACAUCUUUGAGAAUAACCUUUACUACCAGUCGGAGGUCAGAAGCAGUGCCUUGCGGCUGACCUCUUCCGGAAAGGAAGGCGUCAUCUUUAAUGGCAUUGCUGACUGGUUGUACGAAGAAGAGAUACUGCAUUCGCACAAGACACACUGGUGGUCUCCCGAUGGCACGAGGUUGGCUUACAUCACCAUCAAUGAAACGACGGUGCCCAGCAUGGAGAUCCCACUGUUCACAGCCGCUCUCUACCCGGGCAGCCGGCGGUACCCAUACCCCAAGGCUGGGCAGCCGAACCCUAGGGUGCGACUGUUUGUGGUCACACUUUAUGGACUGACUCACACGCAGGAGCUGAACCCACCCGAGGCCUUCCGCUCCAGGGACUACUAUGUGAGCAUGGUGCACUGGGCCACAGGGACUCGCAUCGCUGUCAACUGGGUGAACCGUGCUCAGAAUUUCUCCAUCCUAACCGUGUGCGACGCUGCCACAGGAGCCUGCAUCGAGAGGCAUCGAGAAAUGUCGGAGGCUUGGCUACCCAGGCAGGAUGAAGCGCCAGUGUUCUCCAGAGAUGGAUCCAAGUUUUUCUUGCCAGUGCCUGCCAAGCAAGGAGCGAGAGGAGACUUCCAUCACAUUGCCAUGUUUGCACUUCAGCGGGGGAUCGUUGGAGGAGGAGGGCAGGCCAUCGUGAGGUUCAUUACUUCGGGAAACUGGGAGGUGACGAAGAUUCUGGCUUAUAAUGAACGCCAACAAAAAGUGUACUUUCUGAGCACAGAGGAUUCAUCUAAGCGUCGCCAACUGUACAGUGCGGAGACCACAGGGACUUUUAAUCGGCAAUGCCUCUCAUGUGACCUCAUCCCUGGCUGCAUGUACUACCGUACCAUCUUCAGUCCGGGCAGCUCGCACUUUGUGCUGCAUUGUCUGGGACCAUCUGUCCCCAAGAUUACCGUCCACACCAUGAGCGACAUAAACAAUUACAUGACUCUGGAGAACAAUACGUUACUUCGAGAGGCAGUGGCUACAAAGCUGAUGCCCAGGACCGAGUACCACGAUGUCCAUAUAGAUGACUACGUGCUGCCUUUACAGCUGAGCUUCCCCAUCACUUUCUCAGACAGGGCACACUACCCCGUGCUGCUCAUGGUCGACAGUUCUCCCGGCAGCCAGGUGGUCACGGAGGAGUUCCGAGUGGACUGGGAGACGCACCUGGUGAGCUCGGUCGGUGUCAUCACCGCGCGUUUCGACGGGCGGGGCUCCGGCUUCCGCGGAAACAAACUCCUGCACGAGCUGCACCACCGCCUGGGGGCAUUGGAAGACCGCGACCAGAUCGCAGCUCUGAGGACACUCUUGGACCUUCCUUAUGUUGACAAGUUGCGAAUUGGGGUGUAUGGAAAGGCUUAUGGAGGAUAUGUCACCACGCUGCUGCUCGGCUCUGGAGAAGCCCUAUUUAAGUGUGGCGUUGCUGUGGCUCCCAUCACUGACUGGCGACUCUAUGCGUCUGCUUUUUCUGAGCGCUACCUUGGCCACCCAAAUCAUGAUGAAAAAAUAUACGAGGUGUCACGAGCUGUCCACAGGGUGGCCAAGCUUACGGACGAGAAAGUGCUGCUGAUCCACGGCACGGCUGACGCAAUGGUCCAUUUUCAGCAUACGACCGAGCUCAUCAAGCAAUUUAUUGCCGCUGAAGCCAAUUACUCCCUCCAGAUAUUCCCAGACAUGGGUCAUUUCCUGAUGGAGGAUCGGGCCAGAAGGCACCUCUACAAGUCCAUCACCAACUUCUUCAUCGAGUGUUUUCAGGAAGAGGAGGAGAAGAGGUUUGAAGAGGUGGAUGACGAAGAAGAAGAGUAAUAAGAUUUUCCCGGUUGAUUAAUUAUUAUUCUCUUCAACCAUUCAAAGCACCAGCUGGGUCCACAUCCAGCAGUGAUAGGGUGCACCCAGACACUUGUGCCACCCACAUCUUGUUUCCAACAGAACUGCUUCCUGUUAUUGUAGCCACCCUAAAUCUUUGUUUAAAGAAAAUAAACAAACGUGUUAAUUUAGUCAAGCACUGUGAAAUUAAAAUAUUGCCGAAGACAAUUGCAUAUUAGAUGAAAUGCUUGCUUAACCUUUGUCAAGACUGCAACUAAACACGCGCCUAAGAUUAUUCUGGAUACCCAGAAGAGUAAUUCGAGGCCUGGCACUUCUGUACCGUUUGGGGAAAUUAUGUUUGUGUGCCAAUGCAGCUUUCUGAUGUGGAAAUGGUUAAGCUGUAUCUCAUAGACUAAGGGAAUGCUCAUGUAAAAAUAUACAAAUGUUUCUUUUUUUUAACAAGUGGGAAUAAGAGCUCAGGCAAAGCAUAUCCUGCUUGUGGUUGAGAAACAUAAAGGGUUAUAUACAACAUACUGUAUAAACAUUCUGAUAAUUUAACUGAUGGCCAUGCAAGCCAACAAGGACUGUACAGUAGUAUUACUUGGACUUUAAGAGGAGAAAAAGACCUGACCGAAGCUACUGAGUAAGUAAAUAGAGGCUAAAGGUGAAUUCUCUGUAAUGGGAUGUUUUGUGUUCAUGUUGUUGUCUGUAAUAUUUUCUCUAACAUCAGCUAAUUUUUGUAUCGUCCUGUUCGCAUAUUUAAACAAAACAGUUGUGUAGCUUUAUAAAUAGUGUAAUUUAAGCUUACAUUUUGAAUGAAUUACAUGGCUGCCUUUUUGGAAGAUUGCUUGUUUUCUUGUACACUUUAUUUUUCCCUCCCCCUUCCAUGAUGUUUUCCUUUCAUGUACAGUGGGGACUUUUUUUCAUAUUUUCCUCAGCUUGCACCCGCCACCAUUUUCUAGUGCGUGUAGUACUGUCACCGCAUGGGUUUACCACGAAUGAUCAUGGCAAAAGGUGCAACUCCUGUUGAAGUUGGUCAGUGAAGUUGCCUCCACACUCCAGCUAAUUAGCUGAUGCUUUGUGAAGAAGUGCAUGCAUCCCGAACGUGAACAAUGGCCUUGCAAAGGCUUGGAUCCGAUAGUGAUACGUGCUCAACCAGUAGUUUUGUAACGACUGACAAAAUACACUAGUUCAAAUAAGUAUGAAAAAAAUAAGAUGCAAGAGUGAUUUUAUUGGAACUCCCAUCUGUCGCCACGUGACCUGCAGAGAAUGGCUCGUUGAACACAAUCCCGAGCAAGCGACUUUCGUGGGAAAAACGUGGACUGCAACAAGAUUUCACUAAACAGCGGCGGAGAUACUUAAAUUAUUACGAGUGUGCAUCCCCUUCUUCAACACACAAGCAAAGGGCAAUUCGUAUGAAAUACAAGCAGCGCCUCUACAGCGAAGGACUGCUGGGAAUUCAAUUGUAAUAUGUGUAAGCUGCUGCUGUAUAAAGUUCACUGGAAAUGUCUCUGGAGAAACUAUAUUCGUAGUUUUGCUUGCCAUGAUGUUCCUCGAAGUCCUUAAGGGGUUAUUCAUCAUUAUAAACAUAAAACACGGGUGUAUAAACCGCAUGCUAUGAGGAGGGGGAAAGUCUGGUUAUGCAAUUGUUUUGAAGGGCACCUGUUGAGAGACCUCUGGGGAUCAAUAAUGUACUCUUCGUGGCGUGGGAGAUGAGAAGGUAUCAUCUGUAGACUUCUUUUAAAUGUUGAUAUUGAUUAAUCCUUCACUCAACCACGCUGCCAGACUUAAAUAUAUAGACCGAUUUCAUAAAUAUUGUGCAUAAUGUACAACAACAAUGCUGACAUUUAGAGUUAAGAAACCCACACAGAGAACAGAUUGUUCUGUGGACACAGAACAUUCACUGACUUAGAAAUUGAAAUAAAAAAUAAAAUUUAAGCAAUCGGGAAUAUUCCAACAAGCUCACAUUUUGAGGUUAAUGCACUAAUUUGACUUGGUUUGGAAGGGAAAAAAUGGACCAUGUGUAUAACAGUAUAAUUGUGGCAAUCACUUAAAUAUUUUUGAGUUUAGAAAAAAGGAAUAAAAAUGCAUGACAUUUGCACCGCCCAGAGAAGUAUCCAUAUGAACAAAAAAAGAAUGUGCAUGUCAAUUUAAUUUAAUAUCUUUCCUGUGAUGUACCGUGUAGUUCUGUGUGAUUUAAAUGUUAAUAUUUCCAUAUUCGCAUUUAACAGUUGAAAAUGCGUUUAUUUUCAGGUUGCUUUUGUGUUAUGGGUUAGGGAGACACUUCAUCAGUUGUGGAAAACAUGUAAUUUUAAAAUGAGAUACAUACAAUUUUACUAAUUUAUUUGGGAUGUUACAGGGGGCAGGGGGGCACAAUGUUAGCUAUAAUCUUCACCCUAACAUAAAUCUAGUGUAUUCAGUCCUCUCUUUAAGUUAGCAUUUUAGGGCCAAUGCAGGGUUUACACUUGUAUCGUGUGUCCAUCAAACUUGAGCAAUCUACAAAGGAAAUGGAUGUCUCCACACUCAAUUGGUUAAUAACGUGCCGACCAACACAUUUCUAUUGCUCAUGUGACAAUAAUUCCUCAUUUCCACGACGUGUGAAAACGUGCCAUAUCCUGGCUGAGUUGGUGAUAUGUCUGAAGUAUUUUCCCCAUGACUUUAAAAGUGGGACCUGUGCUAUCAUAAAAGUGUUCUUACAAGUGGAAGCACACUUGCAUUACACUUUUUUUAGAAUAAAUACUUGGUUAAGAACAGCGUUUUUUAAACAUUUUGUUAUCCACUUAAUAACAUGGUUGCCCUGAUCGCUAUGAAGCCCUUGAGCCACAUUAAUCGAGUUUAAAUUUUAGUUGCCAACUUGGCCGGGCAUUUCCCAUAUUUUGUUUUUGUCAAACUCGACUUGGUCACGAAUUCUUGGUGCAGCCUGAAUUCAGGAUUCCCCAAAUUACAACAAUACAUGUCGGUGGCAGGAAGACUUAAUUUUAUUAUAAUAUUUAACAUUUUCAUCAGCAAUGCAGUCUUGACCUUUUACUCGAAGCAUUUCUGAGUGAGUCUUACUGUGAAGUAUUUCUGCAAAAGACCUGUCCAUCUCAUAUUGAAAAAAUAUGGCAACUCCAUUUUUUUACCAACUAAAGGUGCCCUUCCACUCGAGUUUGGGAGACAUCAGGUUAUAUCAGGCCAGCUCGAGUUGACAAGUUGUAUGUCCCAUGGAAACUAAUUAAGUUUCGUUCUCAGUGAAGCUGCUACUUUCCAAGCACAGGUCAGUCAUUUGGCCACAAGAGGUAGGAGAAUAGAGGGUGUGUGAAUGUGAAGAAUACAUGAGGUGGGAAGGCACGAGCACAUGCAGAGGACAUGGAUAUGAGAUUGAGCACGGCUUGGGCCUGAGACUGGCCCUAUCCUGCCGUGGAAUUGUAGACUCACAUGCUAAUGAAGUCUGACUGCCUUCUGUUAGCCGAGUAGCCACGGUGACGUGUGUUGUAAUUGCGGCAUGUACGUCGUUUGCUUUUGUGGAAAAUGCUUCCCCUUGGUCGUAAAAAAAACAAUUGUUCUGUGCCGCUUUCGUUAAUGUGCAUUCAGAUUAUCAAAGGGUGUAUAAGACGUGAGGGACCUGUAUUUAUCGGCCUGUUUUAAUUUCCUGUGGAGUUGCAUUCUGAAUAAAAGUAAUCCUGGAUUCGAA
This is a messenger RNA of Lethenteron reissneri (Far Eastern brook lamprey), 6858 nucleotides long. RefSeq names its product inactive dipeptidyl peptidase 10-like. NCBI's taxonomy places the organism in Eukaryota, Metazoa, Chordata, Hyperoartia, Petromyzontiformes, Petromyzontidae. The record is from RefSeq and is a predicted model, not a curated record. Gene Ontology annotation, molecular function: serine-type peptidase activity. Gene Ontology annotation, cellular component: plasma membrane; voltage-gated potassium channel complex. Gene Ontology annotation, biological process: regulation of potassium ion transmembrane transport; proteolysis.